Helobdella robusta is the source of this 366-nucleotide messenger RNA. RefSeq lists its product as hypothetical. The record is from RefSeq and is a predicted model, not a curated record. NCBI's taxonomy places the organism in Eukaryota, Metazoa, Annelida, Clitellata, Rhynchobdellida, Glossiphoniidae. The transcript is spliced from 2 exons. Bases 1 to 366 code for a protein of 121 amino acids.
AUGACAAACUUACAGAUAGAAUGGAUGAAAGAGAGAGUUAGGUGUUCAUACGACAUUGAAGAUGAUGUUACAGUGCACUACGAACUGCUGCCGAACGACGAGAAAGAAGAUGACAACGAAGGCGUUGAGGAUGAGAAGUGUAAGAAAGUUUUUGAACAAUUCUUAAAGUACCCCAAAGAAGGUGAUGUAUAUUCUGGGACUCUGGUGUUUUUGAAGAAUAUUUUGAAGGAGGAAGUUGAUGUUGAGAUCGAAGAAGAUGAAAAUGAAGAACAGAAUGAUGAAGUUACGUUGAAAGAGGAGUCUAGAGCAAAACCAGAAGCAAAUGAUCAAAAUGAUGAAAGUGAAUCAAUGAAAAAAGUAACUUGA